Messenger RNA from Racocetra fulgida, 540 nucleotides. The record is from the annotation of a GenBank genome assembly. NCBI's taxonomy places the organism in Eukaryota, Fungi, Glomeromycota, Glomeromycetes, Diversisporales, Gigasporaceae.
CAGCAACUUAAAGCUGCUAGGGCCAAGAAGCAUGCAAAGAAACCACAAGAACAAUUAGAUUAUAAGGAUCUAGUUUGGUCAGAUCAGGACAUUGAUAAAAGAGCAUCUGAUUAUUUUUCUGUUUUAUUAAUGGCUGGUAAAAACAUAAAGAUUUGGAAACCGUUAGAAUCACGUACUUUAAUGAAAGUGGAAUCUAUAGAAGUAGAAUCGAUGGAAUUUGACUCAAUAGAAGUAGACUCAAUAGAAGUGGACUCAAUAGAAGUAGAAACAACAGAAAUAGAAUUAAUAGAGGUGAGAUCAACAACAGACAUAUUAGCAGAAAUAGAUAUUGAUAAGAGGAUAAAAAUGAGGUUGGCAAUUAAGAAGUUAGAUGGGAUAUUAAAAAAGGAUGAUAAUCAAAUAGAUAAAGAGGAUAUAGUGCAAUAUAGGCAAACGGGUUUUUUGCUGAUGAUGAAAGAAUUAGAACUCAUUCUUCUUGAAUAUUGUGAUGAAGAUCUUACUAUACUAUUAGAGAAUGAUAUUUCUCUUGGAGAAAAGUGA